AUAGCGCGGCGCUGCGCUCGGAUUCCGGGAGGGAAGCACCGCGGUGUGCCCCUGGCAUCCUCAGUCCUGCCCCGCGAAGUGGAGAUGCGCGAGAGGCAGGCGAGGGCGCGCAACUCGUGAGACGCCGCGCCAGCCGGCACCAUGCGCCUGCGGCCGCUGCCCCUGGUCGUGGUCCCCGGCUUGCUGCAGCUGCUAUUUUGUGACAGUGAAAAAGUGGUGCAUGCCACGGAAGGGCUGGAUUGGGAAGACAAAGAUGCUCCGGGGACUUUGGUUGGAAACGUGGUGCACUCAAGGAUCAUCAAUCCUUUGCGCCUGUUUGUUAAACAGUCUGCGGUGCCAAAGCCCGGCCAAAUGGCAUAUGCAGACAGCAUGGAGAACUUUUGGGAUUGGUUGGCCAACAUCACGGAGGUUCAGGAACCAUUAGCAAGAACUAAACGGAGGCCUAUAGUAAAAACAGGAAAAUUUAAGAAAAUGUUUGGAUGGGGUGACUUUCAUUCCAAUAUUAAAACUGUCAAACUCAACCUCCUCAUCACAGGGAAAAUUGUUGACCAUGGAAAUGGAACCUUCAGUGUUUACUUCCGACAUAAUUCGACAGGCCUGGGCAAUGUUUCCGUGAGCUUGGUACCCCCCUCCAAAGUGGUGGAAUUUGAAGUUUCACCCCAGUCUACCUUGGAGACCAAGGAAUCCAAAUCUUUCAAUUGUCGUAUUGAGUAUGAAAAAACAGAUCGGGCGAAGAAGACUGCCCUGUGCAACUUUGACCCGUCCAAGAUCUGCUACCAAGAGCAGACGCAGAGCCACGUCUCUUGGCUGUGCUCCAAGCCCUUCAAGGUCAUUUGCAUUUACAUUGCCUUUUACAGUGUUGAUUAUAAACUUGUGCAAAAGGUCUGUCCUGACUACAAUUACCAUAGUGAGACUCCAUACUUAUCUUCUGGCUGAAGCUUUCCACAAGAAUGGAAAUAGGAGAUGUAUAGAAAUAUAAAUAUAUAUAUGUAUUUAAUUAGAACUACCAAGAACCAAGCCCAGCAACCCACCUGCUCUUCAUGGUAAAGGAUCCCUUUUGUUUCUGGCAAUGAAUUUUAAUUCCCUGUCAGGUUUUCAAAUUUAAAAACAGAAAUGUGAAAUGUGUUUGUUUCAAUCAAAAGUACCUUAAUAUCUAAAGAGUCAAACUGUUUAUGAAACCAUCUCCUUCAUGUAAGAUGGCUAAGUUCUAGAAAUACAUUUGUUUCUCUAAAAGAAGCAUCAAUGGUAGCAACAUGUGACAAGAAGGAACCAAAUUAUGCAUGUGAUAAACAUUGCUCCUGAAAUGAGCCUGCCUUUGAAAUGUGUUUUGGAAGGUUACCUUAAAAAUAGCAAAUUCAGUAAAGUAAAUGAAAGAUUGUAUUUGAUAGAUGAAUCGCGUUUCUGACAUUGCAUUCUUUUUUUAUGGCUGUCUUUUCUCCCAUAUCUGUGUCGUUACUGAUAUGAGAGAUGAAAAGGGUGAAACUUGUUUCAGAACUCGUGUGUGAAGUUACAGUGCUACAGUGGAACUGAAUACAUUAUUAUCUGAGGUAGAGUUGAGUGGAACGCGAUUUAAGCACUUAGACCUAUGUUGGUCACCAUCUUUAUGAUUUUUCACCUGAGUAGUAAAAUUGACAUAAAUAGCAAUGAUAAUGGAAUAGCUGCCUUGGACUGGGAGAGCAAAUCCAAAUUGUAAGUCAGUUCAACGGUAAUGAAGAUCAUGAAGUUUUGAGCCUCUAUUGCCAAAUUCAGUGCUGUGAGAUUGCCAAAAAUCCGAGGAUUUUAUCUGUAUAUACACUAAAACUUAUAACCUCCUUCUUUUCAUUUGUUAGUGUGAUUUUAUAUUCACAUGUAAAACAAUUCUAAAAUCUAGGGAAAGACUAUUUCCUAGGUUAGAAUGGGAAGAAAUUGUGGGACUAUGGAUUCAUUAUUUCUAGCCUCCCAGAUGAAGUUUUCUUUGCAUUUAGUUAUUUGAUUGAGGGAUCAGAAUCUAUGUGAAAAUAAAGAGUUAUAUUUAAGCAUUACUAAUUAUUAUGACUGGCAACCAGGAUAUGUGAUUCUACCAGGCUUCUGAGAUUACUUCUAAAUUAAUGUUACUUCACUGCUAGUGACCUGGUCAUUUUAUCUGAGGCGAUGAACCCUGUGUCACAGGACAGAAAAGAGGCGCUGUAAAACAGAUUCUAAACUCAGAAGACUCAUGGAAUGGUUUCCCUUUUUUUUCAAUAGAUAUUAACUUGUCUCCCCCUUCUUAUCUGUAAAAUAGCAAACUAAGGUAAAACAUUAAAUUGAGGACUGAAAAAAGUGAAGUCCUAGUCAAGAAAAAUGCUCUGACCACACUGUUCAAAAAGACAACAGCUCUGUUCUCUAUUUUACGUCUUCCUUACUUUACUUUUACUGGUGAUAUCUGCACAGUGUUCAAUUUUGUCUUUUGCAUAAAUUGUACUAGGUUUUGUGUGUGGUAGUGAGGCUUGAAGUUUUUGCUCUGAGUUCAUCAGGUGCUUUUGUAAUUUUGUGGUUGGUGAGUAAUAUUUUGAGACAUCUUUAUAUUUUCAUUUAGAAACAUCAUUAAAAUACUAUUUAUUGUACCAUAUGUGGGAACCAUAUAUGUAUAUAUACUUAAGAAUUUUCUGUGUACAGAGGAAGUAUGUGUACACAUUUCUAUGUAAAUAA
Molecule: messenger RNA, 2667 nt
Organism: Choloepus didactylus (southern two-toed sloth)
Lineage: Eukaryota; Metazoa; Chordata; Mammalia; Pilosa; Megalonychidae
Gene: NXPH2
Product: neurexophilin 2
Exons: 2
Coding region: 142-936 (264 amino acids)
Molecular function (GO): signaling receptor binding
Source: RefSeq, a predicted model, not a curated record